This is a messenger RNA of Paramecium primaurelia, 1645 nucleotides long. Lineage: Eukaryota; Ciliophora; Oligohymenophorea; Peniculida; Parameciidae. The record is from the annotation of a GenBank genome assembly.
AUGUUUAUUAAUUUCAAAAGUUUUCAUCCAUAUGAUAAUGUUUAAUUAUUUAUAGAUGACACACCUAUAGAAUAUGAAGAAACAAAUAUUGAAUAUUCUAAUUAUACCUGUGGAUCCAUAUUUUUAUCAACUAUUUCUAUAAUUCAUUAGCAUAAUAGAAGAUCAGGUUGGAUAAAAAUAUUGUAACCUAUAGGAGGAAUAAUUAGCUUGUAAUUGAGUAUCAUGAAUUGUUAGGAAGAAUGUAUUGUAUGUAUUUGCAAUUAUCCAAUAAGCUGUGUUAAAUGGAAUUUGCAUUAGCUAUCAUUUAAUUAGAAAUUAUUAACCUUAUCUGAUGGAUGGACUCUUACUCCUAAUUAUUUAGACAUUGCAACUUCAUUUUGUGGAGGUUGCGAAUAUCUAAAAUUUUAGGAAAUUUCUUAUUCAACCGAACUACCUCCUCAUUAGCAUAUAUUAAUAAGGUUUUAUAAAGGAUCUUCAAGUUCAAUAUAAUUGGACUAUAUGUAUGAUCCGUUGAUCUUUUUAGAGGAUGUAUAUUUUGUUGAAAUUGUAAUAAAAAAUUACUUUAAUUCUAUUUUGAAUUUGAAUAUAAAGACAGUACUUUCUACAGAUUAAAGUUGGAUAAGAGACUUUGAAAUAUAUUACACUUUGCCAGAAAUAUCAUUUCUUAGCUUGAAUGAAGGUUGUUAAGACUAAAUUGGUGAUAGAUGUUUAAAUUGUAGAGAUGGUUGGAUUGAAGAUGAAUAUUAAUCGUACUGCAUACCAAUUUGUGGGGAUACAAUCAUUCAAGGGUAUGAAGAAUGUGAUGAUGGCAAUUUAAUAUCCAAUGAUGGUUGUUUUCAAUGCAAAUAUUAAUGCAAUGAUUCUUGCAAAACUUGCAUUUUUGGAAUUUGUAAACUAUGUCUUAAUGGUUUUGUUCUUAAUGAAAAUAAUAAUUGUGAACCAUAAUGUGGGGAUGGCAUUGUGAUUCCUUACUCAACUGAACAAUGUGAUGUUAAAAGUGAAAACGAUUUAAACGGUUGUAAAGAUUGUAGAUAUAUGUCAAUUCCUUAUUGUUAAUAAAGUUAUUUUUCAACCUGUUUAGAGUGCUAUUAAGGAUUUUCUAUUUUAGAUAAUGUAUGUUACCCAUAUUGUGGAGAUAAAAGGGCUCUUGAAUAAAUUGAGUAAUUAAAUGAUAGUAAUUUAACAAUUUAUGUUAAUUGUAUUUUUUGUGAACAAAGAUUUUGUGGAUUAAAAUGUAAAGAUGGAUAUGAGUAUAUUAAUUAAAGUUGUAAUCCCAUUUGUGGAGAUCAAAUUGUCACUAUUGAAGAGGAAUGUGAUGAUGGCAAUACUAUCAUGUUCGAUGGUUGUUUUGAUUGUAAUUAUUCUUGUCCAGAAAAUUGUCAUGAUUGUUAUUAAGGUAUUUGUUUUGAGUGUAAAAGUCAAUAUAUAAUUUAAGAAUCAAAUCAAUGUAAAUUAUAAGUAAUUUGUGGAGAUGGAUUAGUUUAAUAAUAAGAGGAAUGUGAUGAUGGAAACAAUUAAGCAUCUGAUGGUUGCAUGAAUUGUUUAAUUGAAUAAAAUUGGGUAUGCAACUCAAUAAUAUCAGAUUCUCCAAGCUAAUGUAUGUAUAUAAAAGCUCCCCAUUUAGUCAUUAAUUAUCUCAAUAUGA